AUGAUAAUAAUGGUAAAUAAAUUAAAAAAAAAAAAUAAGCGUUUAUUUAAUAUAUAUAAAUAUAUAUAUAAUAAAAUAAUAUAUUUAGAUAACUUAAAAAUAUAUUUAUAUAUACUUAAUUAUUUAUUUAAAAAAUAA
This is a messenger RNA of Eimeria tenella, 138 nucleotides long. Lineage: Eukaryota; Apicomplexa; Conoidasida; Eucoccidiorida; Eimeriidae. The record is from the annotation of a RefSeq genome assembly.